This is a messenger RNA of Trichomonas vaginalis G3, 303 nucleotides long. RefSeq lists its product as uncharacterized. Lineage: Eukaryota; Parabasalia; Trichomonadida; Trichomonadidae. The transcript has a single exon. The record is from RefSeq and is a predicted model, not a curated record. The coding region runs from base 1 to 303 and encodes 100 amino acids.
AUGUUUCUUUACUUAGCUUUAGUCGAAAAUUAUCUUGAUUCCCAUAGGCACAUUUAUAAGAUACCGGAGGCAGUUUCAAACAGCUACAGCGAAACUGACCAUCCUUAUGAAUUUAAUUUGCUAGAAACAAGACCAAGAUCAGGAGACUAUAACACUGCAGACCUUAAUUCACUUGUUGAUACAAUUUCACGUGAUUUUGAAAUUGAUAGAGACAAAGUUCAAAAUUAUUUUGAUCGAUGCAGAUGGGCUGCCUAUGCAAAACAACUGUUUAAUAAAAUCCAAUUUAAUGCUCAAGCUAAAUGA